This is a messenger RNA of Hippoglossus stenolepis (Pacific halibut), 1122 nucleotides long. RefSeq lists its product as uncharacterized. The transcript has 4 exons. The coding region runs from base 253 to 663 and encodes 136 amino acids. The record is from RefSeq and is a predicted model, not a curated record. NCBI's taxonomy places the organism in Eukaryota, Metazoa, Chordata, Actinopteri, Pleuronectiformes, Pleuronectidae.
GUGUCAGAGACUGAGAGAGUGAAGUGUGUGUACGUGCUUGUGCAUGUUUGUGAGUGUGUGUGUGUACCUGAGGGAACCCUUGUGGGUGGGCAUCCUCUGCACUGUGUGUUCGACUUCCCUUCACCUGGGCAGCGCUGCGUUGCAUUCCUGACUGCUGCGGCUGUGUGGACUUAUCUUUCCUUCGGCUGGACUGAGGAGAGCAAUCGAAAACUUUAAGGAUUAAUAACAGACACGAGAGGAACGGUGGGCAAGAUGUUGGUCACCAUGCUUACAGCCAUGUACAUGAUGGUCCGAGUCGUAGAAUCGAUAGGGGUACGGUUUGCACGGCAACAGGAACCUUUACCAUACAUGCUGUCCCAGCCUCUGCCUUGGCAGGUCCACUCCGUGUCGCACAAUCGGAGGAGCAGCAAAGCAGAUGAGUUUGAUGGCCUCAGGAGGAACAGCAUGGGCGUGUACAGAAAGAACUAUGUCUCCAUGGCUAUUGCCUCUACCUCUCUGGCUAUACCAUGUGUCCUGUCGUGCUCAGACCCCAACACCACGAACGGGACGUGCACCGCUCACGUUGUUCCACCGCUCAGCCCCGUCGAAGUCGAGAAGGCCGCCGCCACCAUCCAGACCCAUUUCAGGAAGUUCCAACAGAAGAAGCACAAGAACGGCAAGUAGACGGACAAAGAGGGACGGUGGUGCAGGUGCGACGAGCCUGAGAGGAAGCAGGUGGGGACUUUUGUCGAUUCACCGAACGAGGGAUGAACUCUGAGAUGAUAUGCACAAGUGCACAUAAACACACAAAUGUACAAACAUUCAAACUGUAUGAUAAACAUUUAGCAGAGGUCCUGGAUUAGUGAAAGAAAUAAACACUUACAUAGUCAUAGCCUACAUCUCAAACUGCUGCUUGUAAAACCCAAUGUAAAAGUCUAUGUGAACUAUUAUAUACAGCGUAUGAAUAAACUCUACAUCUGAAUGAAUGUCAGUUUUGAUGUGCAGUGAAAAAAAGAGUGACUGUGAGAGUGACUGCGAUUAUGAUUUAAUUUAUAUAUGAACUGUGUUUUGAGUAAACGAAAAUAUGGAGAAAAUAAUUAAUUGUGGAUCUUUCAAAAAUAUUAAACAUUAUGUUGAGUAAAA